Molecule: messenger RNA, 2012 nt
Organism: Guyanagaster necrorhizus
Lineage: Eukaryota; Fungi; Basidiomycota; Agaricomycetes; Agaricales; Physalacriaceae
Product: UPF0187-domain-containing protein
Exons: 8
Coding region: 344-1858 (504 amino acids)
Molecular function (GO): chloride channel activity
Source: RefSeq, a predicted model, not a curated record
CCUCGUCCUAACCCUUCGUUAUUAGUUUCACCACAAAUCCAGUCAGCCCUGUUUGAAAAUUGACUACCUCGACACGCAGGUUUUUUUCGUUUUGAUGCAUUCAAGACGCGUAAGUGUCUUCCAUGACAGGGCAGCCAGAGUAUCAUCGUCAACCGACCCAUCACGCACUAGUUACCCUGAUCAUCGUAGAUGGGCGCCCACGGGAAAGUUCUCACAUAUAUAAAUGAUGCCAGAAUUAAUGUUUCGUCCCUUUCCUCAUUUCGGGUCCCUUGUCCUUCUUGUGUUUCUCCUUUCCUCUCCUUGAACCCUCGCUGGUCGACCCUCAGAAAGGCUUCACUUCGCCAUGGUUGCCUAUAACCCCGUCCUUCGAGGCAAGUGGACGUUGAAGAAGUUUAAUGCGACCGUGAUCAAUGACAUCUGGCCGGAGGUGUUGUUUUUUACCGCCGUAGCAACCAUGGUGACGUUUGUAUCCAUUAAAACACCACACUCUUUGGCGGUUAACCCGCAAUUAUUGACUGUACUGGGUACUGUCCUCGGUUUGGUGAUAUCGUUCAGGACGUCCUCUGCAUAUGAGAGAUACCAGGAUGGGAGAAAAUUGUGGUCAAAUUUAUCAAUCACGUCUCGGAACCUCACCCAAAUGAUCUGGAUUCAUAUUCCUAAUGAUAGACCAUUGAGACAGGAUGGGUCGAAGCAGACUGCACUUGAGAGUAUCAUCGAGAAGAAGACAAUGAUCAACUUGAUCCAAGCCUUUGCUGUUUCUGUCAAGCACUUCCUACGAGGCGAGACGGGUGUCUACUAUGAAGAUCUCUACCCCCUCAUCUCGUUUUUGCCCAAAUUUGCAUCAGAAGCGGCGACAAGCUACACCGAUAUGCUCCCUCUCUGGCAGGCCUCCGAAGACGGUGAACACCCCUACAACCACAAAAUCCACGCUACGCCGACCCCAAGACCGGAAUCAGCCCCUCCCAGUUUUUCGGCCUCUCCUGCUCCGUCGUCAUUAGGCUGGCACUCAUUAGGAAAACGUACGCCGAAACCGAAGACGUUCGACCCCGAAAAAGCUCUCCCUGAUGUCUUCAGUCAUCGACCGCUCAAACCCGCUCGUAACCCUCCAAAUACCAGUGUUUACGAUUAUGUUCCCUUCCUUCUGAUCUUUAAAUGGAUCGCAAAACAGUUAACUCGAACGAAGAAGAGCGUCAUUGAAGGCGCUUCACGGAAUGCUCUGGGAAGAAAAAUUAGGCCAAAAAUCGAAGAGAGCAAUGUACCUUUGCAGAUCACAAUUUAUCUGUCGGAUUACGCGAAUUACAUCAUACGUUCUGGCGUCGUUCAGCCACCCAUUGCCUCGGGCAUCGUCAACAACAUUUGCGCGCUCCAAGAUACGUUGAGCAACCUUGCACGAAUCGCGAACACGCCGCUUCCAUUUGCGUAUCAAAUGCAUCUGCGAAUGUCUCUUUGGGUGUACCUAUUCCUCCUUCCCUUCCAAAUCUUCGACAACUUCAAAUACCUGACAAUCCCCGGAACAGCGUUUUCAUCCUUCCUCCUUCUUGGUUUCCUUGAAAUUGGUCAGGAAAUUGAGAAUCCAUUCAACUAUGAUCUCAACGACCUAGACCUCGAUGGAUUUUGUUUAUCUAUACAGCGAGAACUUCAGGAAAUCACCGCUCACCCGUUACCAGACCCUUCUUCCUUCAUCUUCACUGCCUGGAACCAACCUUUCGCACCGGGAGAUCGGCGUACGGCAGCUGAACUUGUCAAGGGCCAAUCAGAAUAUCAACACGCUGAGGACGAGCGCCGGGGGUUGGGAAGUAUCAAACAGACGCUUCUGCGCAGCUGGAGGGACACAGAUGAUUUGACUAGAGAGAAGUGAAAAGUAAGAGAUGCGAUGAUUCUGAAACCAACUUGGUUAUAAAAGGUCGGCUGGUUCGACCAUUCUGGGGAGUAGCUAUCUUUCAAUAUCCUGUCGUUGCGUAACACAUAGCGACAAAACGAAUAUAAAAGAGGACGGUUAAGGCGACGCCAAU